Messenger RNA from Maudiozyma saulgeensis, 2067 nucleotides. NCBI's taxonomy places the organism in Eukaryota, Fungi, Ascomycota, Saccharomycetes, Saccharomycetales, Saccharomycetaceae. The record is from the annotation of a GenBank genome assembly.
AUGAUAAUACCUGAACUACAUGGAAACGAUAUUAAGACUAGAUUUAGAUCAAAAUCAACAAAAGAAUUAUCUUCAAUUCUGAAAAAGACUUCAUCUGAUUUAAAUAGUAAAAGUAAGAAUGGUAUUAGAAUUAGAAGUAAUAGUACACAAAGUUUAGGUAGUAAAAAAAAUGUUAGAUUUUCAACAAAUUUAAUCGCCGUUAAAAAAUUCGAUAAAUUUGCUGAACCUAUUACAAUUUCUAAUGAAACUUCACCUGAUUUAUCACCUUUAUUAAUUCCUUUAGAUAGUCAUAAUAAUAAUAUUGAUGAAGAUGAUUCUUGUUGGUUUCAUGAUUUAACUUUAGUCCCAAGACUAAUUGAUAUUGAAAAUAAUUUUAAUGAAUUUCAUUUUAAUAAUAAGAAAAAAAUUAAAAAUACAAAAUUAUUUUCUUUAGAUGAUGAGGAUUAUGAUUAUGAUGAAGAUUUAAAUUAUUAUUUUAAUGAAGCUGGUACUUUAAGAAAUUUUAAUAAUAAAAUUUCGAAUAAUUUAAAUUCAAAUUCAAAUUCAAAUCCAACAUCUCCAACAAAAUUAUUAAAUAAUUGUGACUAUAAUGAUCCUUUAUUACAAUUCCAAUCAAACAAAAAUUUAAAAUGGGAAUUACUAUCAACAAAUAUUAUUAAUAGUAAUUUAAUCUUAACAAAUGAUUUUAUUAAACACUUUAUGCAUAAUCAAAAUAUUAAAAUUCAAUCAUUAAAAAUUAACAACGAUAAUAAAUUAGCUGGUUAUUUACUUGUUAAUAAUUUGGCAUUUGAAAAAUAUAUUGAAAUUAAAUUUACUUUUAAUAAUUGGCAAAAUAUUCAUUAUGUUAACGCUUCAUUUAAUAAAACAAUUUCGAAAAAUUUUGAUCAAUUUAAAUUUAUUAUUGAUAUUAAUUCAUUCAAGUUUUUUUUAAAUUUAAAAAAUUUAUUAAUUUCUGAUAAUUUAAAUAUCGAACUUUGUUGUAGAUAUGAUGUUAAACAUGAAACUUAUUAUGAUAAUAAUAAUUAUAACAAUUAUAAAGUUGUACUAAGAAAACCAAUGAAACAACAACAACAAUCAAAUAAAGAAAAUCUUUUCAAUUUAUCAUUAUCAAAAGAUAUUACAGCAUCUGCAUCAAAAGCUGAUUCAUUGAAAAGAGAAAAUAAUAUCAAUCAAUCAACAAGACAUCAUACAAGAACAUUUAGUGCAGAUACAGAUUUUUUUAACACUUCACCAUUGAAAAAUAUUUAUAAUAAUAGUAGUAUUAAAAAAAAUCAUAUCUUUAAUAAACAUAUUCAAACAACAACUGAUAAGAAUAUUUUACCAUCAACACAAAAAAUUACAACAAGCUCAAGUACACCACAUUUAAACGAAAAAAAUGUUUUAUCCUUUAAUUCAGAUCUUUCAUCAAUUUCUUCAAGUUCUAUAUCAUCAGCGGCUUCUUCUGCUUCAACAGAUUCAUCAUCUUUAUAUUCUUUCCAAACUGAAAAUGUAACAACUCCAAUUAUUAAACCUUUACCAACAAAUGUUUUACAAUUACACAAUAAAAAUAAUACAGAUAAUCAAAAGCUACCAAUAAGGAGAAGAGAAAGUGUUCCACCUGCUAUAUCUCCAUUAGAAAAGACAUCUAUACAUGAUAGCCUUCUUAAUGUCGCUGUAACACCAGGAAUAGACUGUAUCAAUAGUUAUCUUUCUCCAUCAUUAGCAGAUAUUAAGGAUCAAUUAUAUUUUUCACCAUCAAAAAAUAUACACGAGACAAAAAAUAUUUUUAAUGAUAAUAAUACUAUAACAAGUUAUCCAGAGAGUGUAGCCACGGAUACUACGCUAAUUAAAAAACUCCCAAGAAGAAAUAAAGAAGGAUCGACAAUAGAUGUAACAGAUAUCAGUUCAGAUAAUAAUAAUAAUAAUAAUAUUUUAAAAAAAGCUAAAACAUUUUCUAAAAGUACACCAUCUUUAGAUUCAGAUUAUAAAUCAUUACUAGAUUCAUGUUGUUUUUAUACACCACCAGCAUUAAGUUCCAAUGAAGCCUCACCAAAUAAAUUUUCAUUCAUGUCAUCAAUAACAGACUAA